UCUCUGUUCAUUCAGGUUUGACAGUUUGGUGAGAAGAAAAAAGAAACUUCAAACUCGAGCGUCGAGGCUGGUGCGUCUUGUGAUCUGAUUUCUUACAUUAUUUCCAUUUCAGUUUUAUUUAAUCUACAACCGAAUCAGAACGGCUCGUUACCGCAUUUUCUGUGUCCUUUUGGAUGUGAUUUUCUUCUCGAGGUGACCGAUUUAGAAUCUCUCUUAUCAAACUAGGCUGAGAUCAGUCAUAGGAAACUGGAAUUGAUAGAAAGUGAGCUUUUCCCCUCAUUUUUUGAGUCUGUCUUCUCUGAAGCUUCAUGCUUGACAAGGUGCUGUUGAUACACAGCUUGACCGGAAAGAAAUGAAUUUCCUAGCUGGGGCUUUCAAACCGCCGUGUAAAAUCUCAAUCUCAUUGGUUGAUGGAGGAACUCGCAAGCAGGUUCCGCUAAAGAAGGAAAAUGGUCAAUCAGUCAUGGUUCCUCUCUUUCGUAGUCAGGAGAACAUAGUUGGAGAGGUUAUCGUAGAACCUUUGUAUGGGAAGAAGGUGGAACAUAACGGUAUUAAAGUUGAGCUCCUUGGUCAAAUAGAGCUGUAUUUUGACAGAGGCAACUUCUAUGAUUUUACAUCACUUGUUCGUGAGCUUGAUGUUCCUGGGGAUUUAUAUGAAAGGAAAACGUAUCCUUUUGAGUUCUCUACUGUUGAGAUGCCAUAUGAAUCAUACAAUGGAGUCAACAUAAGGCUUAGGUAUGUUUUGAAGGUGACAAUUAGUCGAAAUUUUGUCAGCAACAUUGUGGAGUACCUGGAUUUUGUGGUUCGCAACUAUAGUCCACCUCCAGCAAUCAAUAAUAGCAUUAAGAUGGAAGUAGGAAUCGAAGACUGCUUGCACAUAGAAUUUGAAUACAGUAAAAGCAAGUACCAUCUGAAGGACGUCAUCAUUGGCAAAAUAUAUUUUCUCCUGGUGAGAAUCAAAAUAAAAAACAUGGAGCUUGAGAUAAGGCGUAGAGAGUCAACUGGAUCAGGGACCAACACUUACGUGGAAACUGAGACCCUUGCAAAAUAUGAACUGAUGGACGGUGCGCCUGUCCGAGGAGAAUCAAUUCCCAUCAGGUUGUUCCUCAGUCCGUAUGAGCUCACACCCACCUACCGCAACAUCAAUAACAAGUUUAGUGUGAAAUAUUUUCUGAAUCUUGUUCUUGUGGACGAUGAGGAUCGAAGGUACUUUAAGCAGCAAGAGUUCCAACUCUAUCGUCUGCUAGAAAACUCUUGAAACAUUUUGUUGAUUCAAGACAUUGCAACGCAUGAAUCCUGUCAAUGCCAUGCUUUUAUUGAGCCAGAUGUCUUCAUGUUGCAGCAGUCUUCUUGUGCUUUGAUGGUCCUUUAGGUCUUGUAAAGUAUGCUUGUGACACAAGAAUUAGUUUUAUUUGAUUGUGUUCGUCAGGAGAGGUUAAACGAAUAAUGUUGAGCUUGAGCACAGUAAAAGCUCAGCUUAGUCUUGAUUUUUAUCUUUUGUAUUAUGAAAAUUAGUUGGGCACCUGAGAAAUAAACUAGUUCAUUCUGUCAGAAAACAUUCUGAAGUAGUAACAUCUGGAAGAACGUGCUAGCAACAAAUUUUGGGAGUGAACAUAAGAGAAGCCUAAUCCAAUCUACAAUGAACGUGGAUAUUUGAGAGCUGUAAUACUUCCAAAAUGAGAAACAUGAAACACAUUACAAUAUAUGCUAGUUAUUUUUUCU
Molecule: messenger RNA, 1722 nt
Organism: Prosopis cineraria
Lineage: Eukaryota; Viridiplantae; Streptophyta; Magnoliopsida; Fabales; Fabaceae
Product: vacuolar protein sorting-associated protein 26A-like
Exons: 11
Coding region: 353-1258 (301 amino acids)
Biological process (GO): intracellular protein transport; retrograde transport, endosome to Golgi
Cellular component (GO): retromer complex; endosome
Source: RefSeq, a predicted model, not a curated record